Molecule: messenger RNA, 4455 nt
Organism: Talaromyces atroroseus
Lineage: Eukaryota; Fungi; Ascomycota; Eurotiomycetes; Eurotiales; Trichocomaceae
Exons: 14
Coding region: 1-4455 (1484 amino acids)
Source: RefSeq, a predicted model, not a curated record
AUGCCCUUUUUCUCUCGAGUCUUUCGGGGCAAAGACUCCAGCGCCAGCAAGAAGGCCGCCAAACAGACCGCCGCUGAAGACACGCCAGCCAAGCCCAAAUGGACCGACGCAUAUCAACGCACCGACGUUGCGGCUGAGGAGGUGCAGGAGCUGCUCCGGGGAUGCACGCAGGAAUUAAAAUCGCGAGGUCUCGACAUCCCAUUCCUUCUGCUUCCCUUCCGGCCGAGUUCCGAUCCCAGCGCGGCGCGAACGUUUAUUCGAAAUUUCUUCAAUGCGGAACAGAGAGGAACCCCGAUUCGGGGCGAGGCGCUCUUGCAAGAGCUACGGUUGACGGAACCAAUGGUUCUGUGCAGUGUCGUGAAAUGGUGCUGGAGUAGACUCCCUGGAGGAGUAGUCACCUGGGAGGCUUAUGAGCUCUUCAAAGUCGGAGAGCAAGAUUCGGACCUCGCCCGCGACGCCUUUAAUACAUUCAUUCCAAUCAGCGUGGAUUCCGACGCUCGUACCAAGAUUAUAUUCGAUUUUUUCGAUCUACUCUCCGCGAUUGCUGCCCAUGGCAAGUCCAAUGGACUGGGCGGACGAAAACUGUCGAGAUAUGCCGGCUGGUGGGCUUUUGAGCACCAUGAAACCGGCAACGGGUUCGAAUCUUCUUACAAGAGUUGGGCUACGGCUGCCGAUGCCACGAGUCAUCUUUUCUUUGCCUAUCUGCGCUCACUCUCUCCAGACUCGGUCCGCGGUGUCAACGGCAUCUCAGCGCUUCCCAUUGCUCUCCAGUCUCUGGUGCAGGCCACUGAAUACCCCCCUCAAACUCCGAGUUUGCUGCAGUUCUCAACGACCAAGGUCGUGAUGAUUGUCGAUACAGUCUCUCCAACACCAUUCGCAUUGUUGCGCCGUGCAAAGAAUUUUGAAUACCGGGAUAGCGACCGCCAUCUCCAGGAAUUCACCGAGUUUGAUGAUCCCACGCAGGCGUUGACGGACGAAUGCCAACGAGUCCUAAAAGCGAUUUCAACGAUCAAUCAAUCAGCGGUGUCCACCACCAAGACCUCGACUAGCCUGCGUGAUGCGUCGUGGUCUCGUUUCGAAGACAUGGGUUUCGGCGCUUCAAUAGACUCAGACCACGAUGAUGAGACUGACGACUUGACGAGAACUGGUCCUACGGAGCUGCGCUCUGCGCCCCAGUCUCGCACCAACGAUUUCGCUCGCCCGACCACGCCAUCCUGGGCCGACUUUUUAUCCUCGGGAUUCGCAGACGACUCCUCCGUAACCCGUGGACCAGCAUCCCUUUUACUGCCCCCUGACAAAGUUUUGCCGCCCAUUGGAACGGUGCGAGGCCAGAGUUCGCAAUCCCACAAACGCACGCUAGACACCGAACCAAACCUGGAACCAGGAGAGUUAGCUAGCAUUACCGUCCUCGAUCUGGAUGACUCGUUCUGGUGGGUCUGGAUAAGCAGUCUGUCAGGCGAGGAACCUUCAUCUCGAAAGGCUGUCUUUGGAAGAUGUGCGUUGCUCGAGACGGUGAUUAGCGGAGCCAAGUGGUUGGUGCUAGAAGAACAGGUUAAGGGAGCCGCCUCAGAGCCUGAAGAAGGAGCCUACAUUGUCGAGAAGAAGCGAUUCUUUAGUUUCUCAACGAAGAAGAAGCUUACCCGCAGCAAGUCCACUGCAAAGGGGCCGCUCGGUAACGCACCGUACAAAAAUAGCAGUAGCAAUAGCACUGCUCGUGCUAGCAAAACAAGCAUUGGUCCAGAUCAGCAUGCACGUAUCCAAGCUGCGGCAGCAGCUUUGCAGCGAAAACAGCGUGAACAGGAGGAAGACCAGCAGCGCGAAGCCAACGGCCGUCGAGCUCGGAACGAGGACUCGUAUUCGACCAAGACUAACUCGAUCAUGACACAAUACACGGGCUUGAUCCCAGAAGCGUCAUCGGCGAUGAAGUGGGCACGACACUAUGAUAACCAUUACGACAAGGACCAGCUGAGAUCUGCCUACCUUAGUGACAGUCGCGCCGGCACCGGUGCACCCGCCGAGUCCUUACUGCCGCCGAAUGGACAGCGAUCGAUGUCGAAUCUUUCCCAAAACACUCCCCAGUCCGAGAAAGCCAGCAACAACGCAACGAAAUCCCUGCCAUUGCCUGUUCCUCCUAAGGAUUCGCCCAAGCCCGCCAACGACGACGCCGCCGCCGGAUUCCCAGAGGCUGCUGCUGCCAGCACACCGGAAGCUGAGACGAAAAGGGAGGCGACAGACGACCAGCAAAAGAAGCUCAAAAAGAAGCCGGUUGCCAAUUCAGCACUCAAGGGCAUCUUCAGCAGCACGAAGCAGCGGGCGGGUGAUGAUUCUACGCCCAAGAAGGAGAUUGGCAUCGACCCGUCGGCUGUUGCAGCGGCACGGGCUGCUCUUGAAAACAAAGUCAUGUCUCAGGAAUCAUUGCCGCCAAAGUCUCAUACCACAGGCCGUUUAACCAAGAAGCCGGUUCCAGAAGUUGCUAUACCUGCUGCCAAGCCUGAGGAGCCAGCUGUCGAAGCCGUGUCGCCAAUUUCAGCGCCAGCAAAGAACGAAGUCAAACCGGCCACGAAGACCUCAGAGCCCGAAACUGCAUCACCGACGUAUAGCGGCCCCCCACGCACUCGCCGCGAAGCUGAGUACGACGCCCUUUCCCGGAUCGACACCAACGAGCAAGCAGCGGCAGACCGAGAGUUCUCGUCCUUUGAUCAAGGGCCAUUGACCGAGCAGCCAGCCUUUGUACCGGAAGAAGAGAGCCCCGUCACGCCCGUUGAGCGCAGCUUCCCCUCCGAAGACAAGGACAAGGAGACGGUAACGACUAUUACUGCUGUUCCAACUCGCGAUUCUGCAACGCCGACCGGCCAAACGCCAAUCAAAACGGGUGGCAGUCCAGAUACGACGGCUACUGCCAGUCCGUCAUUCCAGGAUCGAUGGGCGCAGAUCCGCAAGAAUGCGGCUGAAAAGGCAGAGAGGGCCAGCAGCGAGGAGAUUCACAGCCGGACCAGCCAGGCAGACGAUGGAGACACGAGCGGGGAAGAGACGAUUGAGUCUCGGGUGGCUCGCAUCAAGGCGCGCGUUGCUGAGCUGACUGGCAACAUGGAGGCGUCGCGUUUUAAGGGCCGCCUCCGAGCCCGUGAGCGACGGUCAGUUACGUACGGCCUGACGACUGAGACACCUCAGCCACCGUCCACCAUUGGUCGGCCCGGCCUUUGUACGCGUGGUCCGCGGCCAGGAAAAUGCUACAAAAUCUUCUCCUUCUCUUCUCUUCUGUAUCCUCCUCGAAUUCUUUUGGCCUGGAACCACGCUCCAGAGAGCCUGACUGCUAUACACUCAGCGGACUGGAUAAGACCUAUCUCAUCUACCUCUGGGACCUCUUCAGGAGUCUCAUAUCAUAUCGAUAUCCCUCUUGGCACACGCUCAGUCAUCUCGACUGCUGCUAAUUUCGCUCCACUGGGUCCGCACUUACUACUACUCAUAAUCUCCCCAAAGGCGAUCAUCGAGCCUAGUUGGAAGGCAAUAAUAAUAAUAAUGGACCCUCCCACGUCUCCCUCUUCCUCCUCGCGCCCGCACCGCCGCGGCAUCAGCUUCAGCGGCAAAUCCGACAAGUCUCGCCGAUCCAGCAAUUCGGGCCCCAAGGUUUCGCUGACCGAGACCGCCGAGGAGAAAUAUCGUCGCUCGCUGCAUACCAAGGCUGAUCCGACGCUCGCGAUGAGUGAAGCCCAGCCAGCCGUCGUGGCCCUGGAAAAGUCGAAUUUGGGAUCGCUGCGUUCGAUCCAGCAUAAGGAUCAGUAUGGGAAUAUUAUCACGGACCCUGACCUGUCCAACCCGACCCGUCCGCGAUUCGAGAGGCCUCUGGACACCAUCCGAUCGUUUGAAGCUGCAAUUGAUGGGAGCUACCAUAGUCGUCGCUUGUCAUACGUGACGGAGGCAUCUCCGAGCCGACCUGGCAGUUACUACGGCGGCAACGAAGCAAACGGCUACUCUCAAAACAACAAUAACAACCAAUAUGGCGGAUCACGCUCUAACCGUCCGCGCCACGGAAACAGUCGCAUAAACUCGGAGUAUGCCAACUACGGACCAGGACAAGGACAAGGGCAAACCUUCUACCCAAACUCCACCUACCAACAAUCCAGUGACAAUUUCACCGCAAACUCCGGAUCCGCAAACACGGAUCAAUGGGGCAAUGCGACAGAUCCCAGCUCGGUCAGUAGCUCGUUUGAUCGAUUGCAGCAGCAGCAGCAACAACAACAAAAAUACGGACAGGACUACUCCUACAAUAACAAUUAUAAUGGAGGCGGUCCGCCGCCACCUCCUCCGCAUCAACGACAAUCGUUCAACCAGAGCGGCGGCGGGCCUGGGGGUAUUAACCCUGCGCUCCCGGCGCCUGUCAAACGGACUAUGGAUGACGAUAAGAAAAAGCGCGGUAGCUGGCUCAAGCGGAGGUUUACCAAGGAUAGGGACUGA